AUGGCCGCUAAUUCGAACCCCGACGAGGCAGUCGCCAUGGAUCUCAAAGAUGGAGACUUCAAGAUGACUGAGGAGACAUCGGCUGGCGAGUCGCUGGAUGUGGUGCUCGACCCCAAGAUGGAGCAGAAGCUCCUGAUGAAACUAGACAUGGCCUUCGUGCCCAUCAUUAUGCUCACCUACUUGUCCUGCUUUUUGGACCGCGCAAAUAUCGGAAACGUCAAGGUCGCGAACAUGCCGGAAGAUAUCCAUGCCUCGGAUAGUCAAUACUCAACCGCCGUUUCCAUUUUCUACGUCACCUAUGUCCUCUUCGAGUCGCCAUGGGCUGUGCUCAUGAAGAAAUUGACCCCUCGCAACAUCUUGACCGGCUUGUGUAUCGUGUGGUCUUUGACCACCGUUUUCACGGGCUUCAUCGAGUCUGUGGGCUCCCUUUAUGCGACGAGGCUCAUUCUCGGUGCGUGCGAGGCCGGGCUGUUUCCGUGCCUGAACUUGUAUUUGACUAUGGUCUACCGUCGUGAGGAGCAAGCGAAGCGCGUAUCCUAUCUGAUGAGCUGUGCCGCCAUCUCCGGGGCCGUCGGUGGGUUGCUGGCCUAUGCCAUCCUCCAUAUGGAUGGGGUUGGAGGCAAGGCAGGCUGGAGAUGGGUAUACAUCAUUGAAGGCCUUUUUAGCGGCCUGUGUGCUAUUCUCAUCUGGUUCGGCCUGCCGAAUAACCCUGCCGAGGCCUAUUUCCUCACCGAAGAAGAGAAAUGGAUGAUGCGCGUGCGCAAUGAACAACGUCGGCAGUACAUGGGGAGCGAAACGUUCAGCUGGGAGGAGAUGCGCAAUGCACUACGCGACCCCAAGCUCUACCUUUCGGGAGCCGUUCAAUUCUGCCAGGAUAUUCUCCUGUAUGGAUUCAGCACCUUCUUGCCCGGCAUUCUCCACGGCAUGGGCUAUAGCUCUCUGAUGAGUAACGUGAUGACCAUCCCGGUCUAUCUCUGGGCUGCCAUGGUCUUCAUCGCUGUGGCGUUCUGUGCUGAUCGAUACUCCAAGUUUGCAUCGUUCAUUUUUAUCUGCAACCUUUUCGGCAUCAUCGGCUACAUUCUGUUGCUGACCGUGAAAAGCACCGCUGUGCAGUUCUUUGCAACCUUCUUGAUUGGGAUUGCCACUUAUACCGGUCCUGGGCUGAACAUCGCGUGGCUGAAUGUGAACACUGCCCCUCAGUACCGACGAGCUCUGGAAGUCGGAUUACAGCAAACCAUGGGCAACUGCGCUGGAAUCGUGGCCGGCCAGAUUUAUCGCAAGUCGCCAUAUGUGCUCGGUAAUGCCUUCUCGCUGGGCGCGCUGGUCGUGUCACAGGCUGUCGUGACGGGCCACGGCUUCUAUCUGCGUCGUGAGAAUCGCGCCAAGGAACGGAUUGAGAAUGGCGAGAAGGAGGACAACCGACGGGUUCGCACGGGCGAUAGCGCGGUGGAUUUCAAGUACCUCUACUGA
Penicillium canariense is the source of this 1470-nucleotide messenger RNA. RefSeq lists its product as uncharacterized. Gene Ontology annotation, molecular function: transmembrane transporter activity. Lineage: Eukaryota; Fungi; Ascomycota; Eurotiomycetes; Eurotiales; Aspergillaceae. Bases 1 to 1470 code for a protein of 489 amino acids. Gene Ontology annotation, biological process: transmembrane transport. The record is from RefSeq and is a predicted model, not a curated record. The transcript is spliced from 4 exons. Gene Ontology annotation, cellular component: membrane.